UAAACAAUGACGAUCGACAAGCAGCUAGUAUGGGUGCGGGACCCAAACGAGGGCUUCGUGUUGGCUCGUAUACUAGAGCUAAUGGGCGAAGAGGUUGACGUCAUCCCCGUAGACAAUAAAAACCCUCGUCGCGUAUGCAGCUUCGACGAUGUAUUCCCUGCUGGGGAUCCCACAAAGGUCGUCGAUGAUAAUUGUGAACUAAUGUUUCUAAACGAGGCUACAUUACUAAACAAUAUACUUACGCUGUACAAGAAGAAAAAGAUUUAUACAUAUGUAGCUAAUAUCCUACUCGCCGUGAACCCCUACGAAGAUAUACCCGAUAUGUACUCAUCGAGUACUAUCAAGAAGUAUCAAGGGAAGUCUUUGGGAGAGAUGCCUCCACAUGUAUUUGCUGUUGCCGACAAAGCAUUCCGCGACAUGAAAUCCCUGAAACAGUCGCAAUCAAUCAUCGUGUCCGGAGAGUCUGGUGCCGGCAAAACUGAGUCAACAAAGUACAUCCUCAAGUACCUUUGCGACUUAUGGGCUAAGGGUGCUGGACCUGUUGAACAAAAGAUUUUGGAUGCAAACCCUAUCCUAGAAGCGUUUGGCAACGCAAAAACAACCCGCAACAACAACAGUUCACGUUUCGGCAAGUUCAUGGAAGUGCAUUUUAGUAACAAAUAUCAAGUUGUCGGUGGUCAUAUCUCCCACUACUUAUUGGAGAAGUCCCGUAUAUGUACGCAAAGCGCUGAGGAAAGAAACUACCAUGUAUUCUAUUUGUUGUGUGCUGGAGCCCCACAGGAUCUGAGAGCUGCAUUGAAGAUUACUAAACCAGAUGAUUAUAAUUACCUCAAGAACAGUUGCACGCAGUACUUCACAACAGCGCAGUCUGAGAAAAAACUGACGCAGGAUCGGAAGAGUAAACAGCAGCAGGCCAGAGGGGGCCUUCGAGAUCCAAUUUUGGAUGAUAUCGAAGACUUUGGAAGACUUCAUCAGGCUCUUUCCCACAUAGGUUUAAGCGAAGCUGAAAAAAAAGCAGUAUAUUCCGUGGUAGCAGCAGUGUUACACCUGGGGAACGUUCAAUUCGAGGACGAUGGAGGCGCUAAAGGCGGUUGUCGUGUCAGCCCUGAGAGUGAGCCUUCGUUGGCUACAACAGCUGGGCUACUAGGUGUUGAUGCUGGGGAGCUAAGAAUGGCGUUGGUCUCAAGAUUGAUGCAGAGCUCGCGCGGUGGUAUGAAGGGAACUGCUAUUAUAUAUGUGAUCGGGACUGGUACCAACUUCAUCCGUUGUAUCAAACCGAACUCGCGGAUGGUAGGCCGCGAGAUCGAAGGCAGCCUCGUCCUUACACAACUGGAAUGCAGCGGGACCAUUUCCGUGUUAGAGCUAAUGGAGCACGGCUACCCUUGCCGCGCGCCCUUCAGUGAACUGCACACCAUGUACAAGGGAUACUUACCCUCGAAGUUGCAAGGGUUGAGUUCUAAAUGGUUCUGUGAGGCUAUAAUUCAUAGCUUCGGUCUAUCAGACAAAGACUACAAAUUUGGAAUAACUCGAGUAUUCUUCAGACCGGGUAAAUACUCUGAAUUCGACACCAUCAUGAGAUCAGACCCUGAGAACUUGAAAGCAAUCGUUGGUGCUGUGCUCACUUGGCUUGUCAAGUCCCGAUGGAGAAGGUCCAUAUUUGCUGUGGUGUCCAUAAUAAAACUGAAGAACAAGAUCCUGUAUCGUCGCGAGUGCCUCGUGAAAAUACAAAAGAGCAUCCGCGGCUAUCUCGUUCGGCGCCGUCAUCAACCGCGCUAUCGCGGCAUCGCCAAGAUCCGAGCUCUAACCAACAACUUGAAAGAGAUGGAAACUACAGCUGGGCAACUCAAGAAAGAAAAGGCCAGCAUGCUUAAAAAUAUUGAGAACUUGAGAAAUGAUAUUGUCAAUGCUUGCUCUACUAUUAAGCGAAAUGACAAAAUAUCCCGAAUGGAGAUCGAUCAACUGUACAGCGAUGUCGUAAAAAAGGUCGAGACACAAAUGUCCGUGUUGCAGAAAACUAUGAUCGAUCAAAAGAACAGGGAAGAACAAGAGCGAUUGCGUAGAAUCGAGGCGGAACUUCGGGCUGCUGAAGAAGCCAAACGUCGUGAACAAGAACGUUUGCGCCAGGAAGAAGAGAACCGUCGGCUCAAAGCCGAAAUGGAAGCUCGGCGUAAAGCAGAAGAAGCGGAACGGCGUCGUCUUGAAGAACAGGACCGCAUCGCAGCGCUUAAAUUGCAGCAGGAGCUUGAAAAGGCUGUAAAGGUCGAUCAGGAAAACAGAGAGAGGCUAGAACAAGAAAGAAGAGAUCACGAAAUGGCCGUGAGAUUGGCUAAAGAAACAAAUGGCCACGUGGAGGGAUCCCCGCCGCAGUUUCGCAGUUUCCCAUCGGAGACAGUCAAUGGAGAGAAUAAGUUAAACAGGUCGGAACGUGUUAGAAUGCAACAGGCGAUGCAAGGCAAACAGAAGUACGACCUGUCCAAGUGGAAGUAUUCAGAACUCCGCGACACUAUCAAUACGUCCUGUGAUAUUGAACUGCUUGAGGCAUGCCGUCACGAGUUCCACCGAAGGCUGAAGGUCUACCACGCGUGGAAGGCCAAGAAUGCGCGCAAAACUACAAUGGCUGACCAGGAGCGUGCACCGCAGUCUAUUAUGGAUGCUGCAAAAACUCCUCGCGUGACUCAAAAGAGCGAGAUCCUCGGCGCUCGCCACCGGUACUUCCGCAUCCCAUUCGUGCGACCCUCAGCGACCGGCGGCGCGACUGACUCGCCGGACCGCCGUGGUUGGUGGUACGCACAUUUCGAUGGACAGUACGUGGCACGCCAGAUGGAGCUGCAUCCCGACAAGACGCCGGUGCUGCUGCAAUCUGGAGUCGACGACAUGCAAAUGUGCGAGCUGAGCCUGGAUGAAACCGGGCUAACGCGUAAGCGCGGCGCUGAGAUCCUCGAACACGAAUUCGAGCACGAAUGGGCCAGUCACGGCGGCGCGCCGUACGUGUCGUCUGAGCUGCGCAAGCGCUAGAUAUGAAUAUUCCUAGGACUACAACAAGAACACAGACACAAUAACGCAUCUUAGUGCUUUCAACGUGCCUUCGACGUUUUUAGGUGUAUUAGUGCAAUAUAUUAUGUAAAUUAAUUAAAUAACUACAAAUUACAUAAGUAAAGAUUGUAAUUAAGAUAAAAUCAACAGUUUGCAUGGAGGUUGAUAGAGAGAGAAUGAGAGACAGAGAUUUAAUAAUAUGAGAAUCAAAAGAUGCCAUUCACUAUCGGACAGUUUAUCGUUUCAGAAAGUAUUUAAUUCGUUUUGGUAUUACUAGGCCUUGCUCUUGUGUCUAGGUAUAAAUAUCAUAAUCUACCGCACUGCUCUGUUCAGUGUGAUAUAAAUGAGCACUUGCGCUUUAACUUUAGAUUCAUUUCCACACAAUCGACGCUGAAAUUUGAGACAUUCGACUACCUCAGGGAUUAAACAUUGAGUACACGAUAUUUCGGAAUUAAUUCAACAUAUUCCUCAGUUUUGUGUAAUACAGGGUAUUCCCUAGAUUUAAUCGGUACGUGAUUAUUUGCUGCCUACAAAAAAACUACAUACUUCCAAGGACCAAUAACUCAAAAGGACAGCCAAUCUGCGUAGGUACUACAGAUCGUAACUUUGAAAAAGGUUUUCGUUUUAUAUAUGUAGAUGGCAUCGAUCAUUAGUCUGGAAGUUUGGAAGUAGUUUUUAUGAAGUAAAUGGCCGUGGAUAUAGUUUAAUUCCCCUUUUAUAUGAAAUAUAAGGAGUUUAAUUCCCCUUUUAUAUGAAAUAUAAGGAGUCAGUUUUUUUCUUUGUACGAUAUUGUUCAAAUAUUGACCAUGAGUUAAAAUUAUUUUCUGAUCUUUGAGAAAUAUAUGGACGUUUCUUCUCUGAUCUGGUCUUUGAUGAAUGUACCAAUAGAUGGCAUUGUGUGUUACAAACUAAUUUAUAAAUUAAUGCUUGCUAAUAUGUGUAGGUGGCGCUAAUCCUCAACAAUCUGAAAUAAGCGCCAUCUAGUUGAUUUGUUGAGUUAUUGGUCCAAGAAGGCGGUUAUUAUACGCUGCGGCGGGGCUGGUUGAAUCGGCGACACGCGUCACUACGACUGUCUAAAAUCGUCUUCCAGCAUUACACGAACUAGUAAUGCGAUGCGACAGUUUUGUCGACAACACAGGAUCGGGCCACGAUACUAUACCAUGACAGGCCAGAGAAAAGGCCAAUAUAUGAUAUUAUACUAGAUCACAAUUCCUUCCCAUGAUUACAUCUCUGUCGCUCAUCAUGUAGGUUAGAAACGGCAUAUCUAACAUUUUAUAGAAUAUUUAUUCAUCGAAAUUUUUUAACUUUUUCGAUCUCUUUGUCUUUUUACAAAUUGUAAUUUUAAUAUUAUGUAACUAGGGGUAAGCACAUUAUUUAUUACCUUAUGGCAUUUUGUAACUUCUAUCGCAUGAAGUGACUAAUGAACGUGACGACGCCUUUGCAACACAUAAGGUAUUGGCUCUAUAAAAAGAUGCCAAGAUGCCGUUAGGUUAACAAUGUUCCUACCUAUAAUCUAUACAGCACUCUAUAAAUAGUAGAAAUAGUAACAACAUUGUAAGGUAACGAGUUUAUUUAAUGGAUAUUCACUUUUAGCAACUUUUAUAUUUAUUUUAAAAAAGUAUGGAGAAAAAAAUUAACUGUGAUUGAUUUAUUGCUAACAAAAAUGGAGUUGUUUACGUUUUUUUGCUUAUGAAGUUACUAUGUUUUAAAGAUAAUUAUGAUUUUUAUACACUUAGAUUUAAUUACUUCUUAUUUAAUGCAUUACGCUGAACUUUGUUACAAUAAUACUGAUACACUAAAAAUCCGGAGUUUCUUCUAUACUAAUACUGAGGCGAUCGUCAAUUAUUUAAUUACAUUUUGUAUUCUGCUGUAUGGGCUCUUGAAAAUAUUAAGUUGUUUUUGAUGUUCGAUUUCCCACUAGAUGGCGGAACGAACACAUCUGAGAGUUCGAAGUAACUACUUCGGUACAUUGGGCGGUCAACGUGUUCACGAUCAUGAAAAUUAAAACUAUAAAUUGUUAACGUUUUAAUUUGUAGAAGACUUGCCUCUGUUAUAAAAAAAAAUUGAGCUAAUGAAUUGUGAUGACAACUCUAAAAGUAUUUAUAUACAUUCCUAUUAUCAAAUAAAGACUGGUGAAAGCUUAUAUCAAUAUAAUUACAACAGUAUUUUAUACAAUAAUGAUAAUUCUUAUAGUAUUUUGAAGACAUUCCUUUUAAAACACAGUUUUGCAUUAUGUAUGUCGAACUCCAGACAGUG
Molecule: messenger RNA, 5289 nt
Organism: Hyposmocoma kahamanoa
Lineage: Eukaryota; Metazoa; Arthropoda; Insecta; Lepidoptera; Cosmopterigidae
Gene: jar
Product: myosin heavy chain 95F
Exons: 21
Coding region: 7-3015 (1002 amino acids)
Biological process (GO): vesicle transport along actin filament; endocytosis; actin filament organization
Cellular component (GO): actin cytoskeleton; cytoplasm; endocytic vesicle
Molecular function (GO): ATP binding; microfilament motor activity; actin filament binding
Source: RefSeq, a predicted model, not a curated record